AUGGUUUUUCUCCAGGAGGGCAAGGCUGAGCCGGUCUUCGAACGAGCUGUGAAGCAACUGCCUUUUGCGGCGCGAAUCUGGGCGGCCUAUGCCGAGUGGUCCGAGAUGCAGGACUCAGCCAUGGCGCUUGGAGUCUACAGUCGCUGUUUGCAGCAAGUGCCCAACAUGGACUUGUGGCUGUCGUACCUGAACUUCUCAAAGAGGCAUCAGAAGCCUGGCUUCAAUGCGAACGCCAGGGCUGAUGGAACCCACCGGGAUGAAAGCACCCAGUGGACCCUCGAAGAAGUUUUGCGCUCCUACGGCCGUGCCAUAGAUCUCUUGGGCAGCGAUUGGAGGGCGGCGCCCGUAUGGUCAGACUAUUUGGCCUUGCUGAAGCACGCCUACAACUUGAAGCAAAAGAAGGAGAAUCCCGACGCAGAGCUUCAGGGGAAGCUGUUAGCGGAGGAUCCCAAUCCCAUCGACACGGCCAAGCGAACCUUGAAGAAAGAACUGCAAAAGGUGCAGGUGUGCCGCAUUACAAAAGCUUUUGGUUGGGAAGCUCUACAGUAUGCCAUAUGA
Molecule: messenger RNA, 558 nt
Organism: Cladocopium goreaui
Lineage: Eukaryota; Dinophyceae; Suessiales; Symbiodiniaceae
Source: the annotation of a GenBank genome assembly